Molecule: messenger RNA, 2454 nt
Organism: Strongyloides ratti
Lineage: Eukaryota; Metazoa; Nematoda; Chromadorea; Rhabditida; Strongyloididae
Product: EF-hand domain and EF-hand domain pair-containing protein
Exons: 4
Coding region: 1-2454 (817 amino acids)
Biological process (GO): calcium-ion regulated exocytosis
Cellular component (GO): endoplasmic reticulum
Molecular function (GO): calcium ion binding
Source: RefSeq, a predicted model, not a curated record
AUGUCUGUGUCGACGUUAAUUAAUUUAUUUUACCUAUUACUGUUAUUUGGGACAUCUAAUUUAACAGCCAAUACAAUUAAUCAUCACAAUGCACCACGAACACUUGCUAAAAGAUCACAAACAUACCAGUCUGCUGUCUAUAUACCUGAUUCAAUGUUAAUACGAGAUAUUGAAAAUCAACCUGAAAUACCAAAGUAUACUAUUCCUAAAAUUCCAUCAGGAUUUAUUACAAUACCAGCAAAAUUUUCACCAUUAAAUAGGCAAAUUAUUAAUGAGAGAGAUGAAAAAGAUCCUGAGAUACCUCGUCAUCCAGCAACAAGAAUGGGAUUUAAUAAUAUUCCUCCUGAAAUACCAUAUCCUAAACAACAAUCACAACAAUUCCCAUUUUCGGGUAUUCAACAAAAUCUUCAAUGGAAUAGAUUUCCAGAUUAUUCUAUGUCACCAUUUUUCAAUUACCUUCAAAAGAUGCAACAAAAUCCUUCAUUAAAUAUGUUUUCAACAUUUCCUACAGAUUAUCAUUUUCCACAAACAAAUACAUUCCAAGAAAAUCCCAAAAAUUUUCACAUAGCUUACCCAGAUAUUAAAACGACUAAUACAAAAACACAAUAUGUUGAAACAUAUAAUGACCAGACAUCUAGUAACUUUAAUGCACAUAAUUCUGGAGCACCAAUCAAAACACCAUCAUUCACCCCAUCAUUACAAUCAUUAACAUCUACCACCAACAUACAACCAAAAAAAGAAUAUUCUUUUUAUGAAAAUACAAUACAAGGCAUAAAAAAUAUUCCUACAUCAGAAGUGAUUGGAAAAGAUAUAAUAACAAAAAAUAUUAAUCAUAAAGAAUCAAAUAAUUUUCAUACUUCUUCACUUAAAAAAAUUCCAUCUACACAUGCCUUUGAUAAAACAAUAGAUAUUAAUUUAGAUGGUGUCUUAGAUUUCAAUGAGGUAGAGUAUGCUGCAUUCGUUCACCAUGGUUUAAGUGGUUCAGUGGUACAAGAUAUAUUUAAUAGUGUUGAUGGAGAUAAAAAUAGUGUCCUGGAUUGGAAAGAAUUUAGUGAAAUGAAACCAUUAAUUAUUGAGAAAGCAUUAAAUGCUGCACAAAGGUAUCUUCUUAAUGUUGAUACUGAUAAAAAUGGAAAAUUAAGUUUGUCUGAAGCUAAAAAAUAUGUUCUUAAAGAAUAUGGUAUUGGAUAUCGUGAUGUUGAAAGAAUUUGGCUUUUAGUUGUUUCAAAUAAAAAUAUUGAACUUGAUGUCAAUGAAUUUGCCAUAUUUAGGAGACGCCUUCGUGGUAUGAGUAUUAGAUUGGCAAGGCAAAUCAUGAAAUUUUAUGAUGGAAAUAAUGAUUAUAGUAUGAAUGUAUUUGAGACAAGAAAAGUUGCCUAUGAACAGGAAGGAAUUAAUGAUGAAGAAGUUGAGGUUAUGAUUGCUUCAUGUGAUGAUGAUAGAAAUGGUGAACUUAAUCCAGCUGAGUUUGCUGAUUUUCUUCGUCUUGUUAGAGCUAAAUCUAUUGACACAUCUAAAAGAGCAAUGAAAGUACUUGACUUUGAUAACAGUAAUACAAUUAGCCUUGAAGAAGCAAAAAAAAUUGCUUUUGAUCAUUAUGGAUAUGAUGAAUGGCAAUUAGCUCCAAUAUUUGGGCAGGCUGAUGAAAAUGAAGAUAAUCAACUUGAUGAAAUUGAAUUUGCUGGAUUUAGAAGUGUUAUUAGAAAUAAAAGUAUAAAAACAGCAAAUUUAAUUAUUAGACAAUGGGACAAAAAUCUUAAUGGAAUGAUUGAUCUUGAGGAGGCUGAAGAUAAAACAAGAAAUGAAGAUGAUUUAGAUGAAAAAGAUUGUUACUCAUUGUUUGUUGUUGCAGAUCAAAAUAAAGAUCAACUUCUUGAUAAAGUUGAGUUUGCUGAUUUUCUAAGAAUGGUUAGGUCUAGUUCAAUAAAAAUUAUCAGUGAAAAUAUGGGAAAAUUUGAUAAGAAUGGUGAUGAUAAAGUUACAGUUGAUGAGAUAUCUACAAUUGUCCAUGCAAAAUAUGGUUUUAGUUUUAAAGAUAUUAAAAAAAUAUUUGAUCGUGUUGAUUGUGAUUUUAAUGAAGAAUUAAGUCCUGGAGAAAUUGUUGAUUUUAGACAUCAAACUAGACUUUUAGCAGAGGAACGUGGUAUUAAACCAACAGAAUUUAUUAAAAUACCACAAAAUAAAACUAUGAAAUUAUCAUCUUCCUCAAAAAAAAGUGAUGACUCAACUAAAUCAAUUAUAAAUAACUCUGAAACAAAUAUACCAACACCAAACCCAAUACCACUUGAAAAGUUGGAAGAAAAUAUGGAUCUUGUUGAUGAGGUUACAACAGAAACUACAGAAACAACAAUAAAAAAAAAUAAAAAAAGAAGAAGGAGGAUUAAGACAACAACAUCUACUACAACUAAAGCACCAGAAUAUGAAUAUGUAUCUAGUGAGGAAGUAAAUGAAUAA